This is a messenger RNA of Coregonus sp. 'balchen', 18586 nucleotides long. Lineage: Eukaryota; Metazoa; Chordata; Actinopteri; Salmoniformes; Salmonidae. The record is from the annotation of a GenBank genome assembly.
UAAUAACGUCGCAAAAACCAGCGGAAUUACAAGAGUUCUACUGCCGCAAUUCUCGUCUACAAUGAGAGAACUUCACUUUAAGGAUUACUUUUGGGUAAGUGAAAAUGUUUGUAUUUGCAUUGUGUGUCAUCUGAGCUUCACCCUCAAUAAUUGUGCUUGCAGAACUAUUUGUUUUUAGAGCUCGAAAUCAUUUAUAAACAACUGAAGGAGCAUACACAAUGAUCUAUUUAACAGGUCUAGUGAUGUCUGUUAGGUCAUUGAACUUAUUCAGAAUAUUACACACUGCAUGGACUGGAUGUUUUGUUAGCAUGUCUCCUACCCAGCAGUGUAGUUCUGGUCCUUUUGAACACCUUGUAAUAUAUGCAGAUGCCAAUCAGAUUGGCAGGGCUCAGGAGUAUUCCUACCCCUACAGUGUAGGCCUGAUGUAUACCUCUAAUCACAUGUGGUUAAAAUGAUUAUAUGUCAUUAUCUCAUGCAGACAUACAUUACAGGGUACUUCAACUGCAGUUUAUCAUCCCAAACACAUAUUUAUUCAUGCUCACGAAAUACUUAUAUUGCUUCAUUGCUGUUAGCUUUAUUGUUUCCGUAGUCUGAUGUAUUGUGUGCUAAAGCCCAUUGGGAAGCUUUUACAUUCUGGAUUAUUUUGGUUUUGGCCUUUGGGGGUCUUCUCUCUGUCAGAAAUGUUGUAAUGAGUUGUUUCCUUUUUGAUAGACUGUUAAAAGGCAAUGCAGCGAGGAGUAUAAGGUUCUGAUAGACCAGUACUGGGAGGGCGUGAGAGGCCAUCCAUGCUGACGUAUUAUUAUUCCAUCUUCCCCAAUGUUGCCAGAACGGGGAGCUGACCAGUACCGGGGGUUAUGACUAUAUCAUCCAGCACCUCAACGAUGGUAAGAGGACAUGCAAGGAGAUAGAAGACUUCAUGAAAGCCAGGUGAGAAACCAUGUGAGAUAUCAUCCAAUAGAAACCAUUUAAUUGAAUCCUCAGACUACUACAGAGAAUAUGCUCUGAAACAAAAGACAGUAUGGGGUUGUUGUGUCUAUGUUUACAUCAACUGAAUAUCAAUCAUGUUUUGUUGUGGACUGACCUUUUCAAAGGGCACGAGGGCUUCAUUCACAACACAGAAGUAAGAAAGCCAGUCAUCAUUUGGGCACAGAAAAUUAAUAAUUCUACAUCUGGGCAAAGUGUACUGUGAAUGGUGUUGGUGUUCCACAAACACUGCUGCUGUGUUUCCUGUUUCUGGUGUCACUGAGUGUGCACUUACAGUAAAAGCGAGGGGUUAAUCUGUUUUAUCUGCUAUUUCCUCAUUUUGGACAGAAAUGCCACUAUUAUCCAAUGGUCUAGAAUGGUGUCAGUGUCAAUCUAAGACAGCAUGUAGACUAUAGUUUACAUAUUUGUCUUUAGCUCGUCCUACUUCAUAUUUACUGUGUAUACACCACAUGAUUUGAAUGUGAAGAUUUUUCCUCCCAAUCUUAAAUUCCCGACCAACUGAUACAGCAUACUUGAUCAAAGUUCUUAUUAUGAAUCAUUACUGUGUUUAAUACUUUUGAAUUUGUUGUUUCCUUCCUCCUCUCUGGACUGUAGUGUUUAAUGAUUAAUCGAAGCACAAAACAGACUGUGCAAUCAGUCAUGCACAAGGAAACAACUCCAUAACAACACUGUUGUAUUGAAAGAUAUAAAGUGGGAUUUUGCAUAUGUUAGUUCCUUUAAGCUAAAGAAACUGAAAGCAGUUUUGAAGUUAUCUUUUUAAAAAUCUCAUGGACACUGUGGACUUCCCUUCUGUGGUGCAUUGUGGUGCAGAUCCUCACGCUAUAGCCUAAUGUUCUCUCAUGCACGUACUGUAGCUAACGUUUGUUAACUGUCUGAAGAGACGUGUUUGGUUAUCUUUCAGAGCAUCCAUAGAGGAGAAGUAUGCCAAAGAGCUACUGGGUCUCUCCAAGAAGGUGUGUGGGCACAAUGAGAUGAAGUAAGUAAAUAUUCCUGUUGCUGAUGUUAUGAAUUCUUGAGUAGAGAUUGCUUGCCAUCAGUCAGUGACUGUAAAAAUGUAUACAGAAAUAAUUUGAAAGGCCUGCUAAUGAAGGUAGGGGAACUUCAGGGGCGGACUAGGACCAAAAAUCGGCUUUGGCAUUUCUAACACACCGGUAAAAAUGUUUCCUUGAGGCCCUCACACCUGCCUAUUUUUUUCCUCGAGGCCCCCACACUAACCCAUUAUUUUCCUUGAGGCCCCCACACCAACCCAUUAUUUUACUUGAGGCCCCCACACCAACCCAUUAUUUUCCUCGAGGCCCCCACACCAAUCCAUUAUUUUACUUGAGGCCCCCACACCAAUCCAUUAUUUUACUUGAGGCCCCCACACCAGCCCAUUAUUUUCCUCGAGGCCCUCACACCAACCCAAUAUUUGACUUGAGGCCAGAUAAUGAUGAUUUUGCAAUCAAAAAAACAAGGUAGACAGGCCCACUAGGCAACAAAUGGACCAGCCCAUCUGGCAUUUGCCCGAAAUGCCAGAUGGCCAGUACCCCCCCGAUGGGCUUUGUUGAAAGCCCUUAAAAGCCAUCACAUAACAUAUUUAAUAGCCUUCUGAUUGCCUGGGUGCCAGUCUGUGUCACGCCCUGACUCUGGGGACUCGUAUUUGUUGAGUCAGGGUGUGUAUUUUCUGUGUUGUGUUGUUCUAUGUUAUAGGUUCUAGAAUGGACAUUUCUAUGUUGGCCGGUGUGGUUCCCAAUCAGAGGCAGCUGUCGCUCGUUGUCUCUGAUUGGGGACCAUACUUAGGCAGCCUAUUGGCACUAGUGGUUUGUGGGAUCUUGUUCCGUGUAGGUAUGUUUUGUGUUCUACCUUGGACUUCACGUUUCGUUUGUUUAUUGUUUUGUCGGUUGUUUAUUCAUUAAAAUAAACAUGUACGCAUAUCACCAUUUGUUUCACAUGUAGAAAGAUGGUAUCUGCAGUGGCGCAAUGGCCCACGCAGAACUAUACAGAGAAAUAAAAGUAUGCAUUAGUGUUAUUAGUGCAUUACUGUUAUAAGAUUGAAUUGCUGUUGAGGCUUUUUCUGUUGAGAAGGAUUCUGUCUAUGGCUUGAGUGCCCAUCCUGUUUCAGUAUGUUCACCUGUUUGGUUUUGUGAUUAAGGCCUUUUCCAGUAAAGUGAUUGCUCUAAAACGGAAUAAUCAAACAGCUCAUGCUGGUUACACUUACUGAUUGUGUGAAGUUACACUGUUAAAAUGGAAAGACUCAAAACACCACCAUUGUCUAAUGAAACCAUGAAAAGUAAUGCACCAAAGCUGAGAUCUGGUGUUUGAAGGGUGUUUGAAUGUAAAACCCAAUGUAAGUGUUAUGAUACACAGAAAGUGUUUUAAAACAGAAUUGAAGUAUUCUGAAACACCCAAAGUGGUUCUUCAAUCUGAGGAUUGGUGUUUUUAAGAGAGUGUUGUGAAAACACUUUUUGGGGUCUCAGUGCAUGUAAAAACACAACAAUAUUUAUUUGCAGACGGUGUCUCUAAUACAAUCAAAUGGUUUAAUCAAAUGGUUUGGAAAUACAAAUGGUUAGCCUAAACAUUGAUUGAUGAUAAGUUUCAAUCAAUAUUUUACUACUUAUUGUUGGGUAUUUGUACAUUAAGAGACAGAGCUGUCAUAUGUUCCACAAUUUGCUGAAAUAUCUAACACUGGGCAUGUAAUACUUUUCCUAGAGCCAGGCUCAUUGUGAUAUUAUAAAUUAGGUUACAAUCAAAAUGUUUAGGGCUAUGUAAGUUAUAGUAGAGGUAACAUGAUAUAACAUGUAUAAAGUGGGCCUUCAUCUCUGGUAUUUGUGUGACAAGGUGGAUUUGAACCUGGGUCUCCUGUUUGUCAAGACACUUCCUUAGUCCACUCAGACAGUCUUCAGGACUCAACGGUUUAACUGAACCAGCCUUGUAACACUGAGCACAUGAGGUCCAAUUCAUACUUGAGAUAAGUAGACUUAACGGCGACUUAAGUCAAUAGAAAAUGGACUUAAUUUAAAACAUUUUGCUGAAUACUUAAACUUCUCUCAAGUCUGAGUAGGGACUAUGGAGAAUAUUUUUGUGGAAUUCCACUUUUAUUCCACCGCUCUGAUGCUUUCUCCGGUGAGAUAGUUUCAGUCACUUGCGAAUUGAAGAAAAGUGCACUGUUCGAGAUGCUGGAAUUAUUCUGGAUGAACGUGCGAAGGUAACCAACGUUUUGAAGUGAUUGGUUUGACAAUCAGAUGAAAACAUCAUGACUGGUUGUGUUCAUGGCACAUUAAAAGGUAAUACAUUUUACGUUUACUCCAAACUGAAUCUAUUUUGCUACGAAAACAAUUGUUUAUAUUGGAAGUAGUUCCCCCCCCUGUUGUGUGCUCUGUUUGCUUCUGUUUGGUUCUUAAACGGUAAACUGUUUCCGCUGUAAGAUGUAAUGAAUAAUGCCCAGUUUUCUUAAUGCUACAUGUAGUUAAUCGACACGUGUCACUGGCAUGUUUGUCUACUACCUUUAUCAGCUUUGUCUAUAGCUUUGUCUUUUUACAUUAAUAUUGUUAUCUUUUUGCUAUAUUAGCAUACCUUUAUUCAUUUAUAUGCAUUCGCAUAUAUUUCUAUUUAUAUAUUUCAUUAUUGGAUAUUCAUAUUGCAAUUUAUUUAUAUUAUAGCUGUUAAUAACUAAUUAUGUGUUCAUGUACUUUAUAUGUCAUUUUUGCUUGUUAUGCUGUUUCUCUGUCUACCUGCAGAAAACCAUACAUACAUACAUACAUACAUACAUACUACGUUUCCCACCGGCUGGUCAAUCCUAAUCACAACCAAUCAAGACAAGGAUCACAGAUUAAUGCCAACUGAACUGUCAACUGUCAAUCAUAUCAUCUAACUCAACUGUACUGUGAUUCAAUCCAUCUGAAUACAAUGUAUACAGUAUAUGAAUAUAUCUGAAUAUAAUGCCAUAUUCCCUUGAUUUUGAAGAAUAUGAAUAUUACUUUAUCAAUAUAAAAAUGUGAAAGACCUGUUAACGUUUUGUCAUUGGAUAAUUUGCAACGAAAAAAAUUAAGCAUUUGAAGCUUGUACUAAUGAUUAAUUGUGCUUGUAUUAAUUAUUAUCCUAGACAAUCUUAUUAAUUUGCAUUUUCACAAAACUAUAUUUUCAGGUGUUCUUUGUUUGAGAAUAAUACUUUACAUUUGACAUUUUGGAAUUACUAAAGAGGAGUUUAUUAACACACACCAUAUAAGAGCAGGGAAUGCAUUCUGCACUAGAUAGGAUUCGAAACGCCAUAAUUAGUGUUUAGGAUCUUUAGAUAGAGGAAACGGCACCAAAUGAAAAUGAAUCUAUUUCUGCACUAAACAGGACUCAAAACAACAAAAUAGUGUUUUUAUCAUUUCCCUUUAGUGCUCCCAGUCUCUGGCAAGGUGUUGCACAACUCUUGAUUAUGUGGUGUUACAACACACCAUUUCAGGUUUCAGAACAUCUCAGGAUUAUGUGUUUCAACACUCUAGCAACGUUGGUGGCAGCUCAGUUGGUUGUAGUGUUACAAAACACUUAAUUUGAACAGUGUAGGUUGUACUGCAUGCAUUACUUUUCAUAAAGCUAGUGUUUGUUUGUUUGUUUAAUAAUUUAGCACACUGAAGAGAUCGCUGGACGUGUUCAAACUGCGUAAGUGUUGCUGUCACAACACAUUUUUCUGAUGAUGUAUGUUGAUGACUAAGCUCUAUUUUUUGUAUUUCCAUGUGUGUGCAUGUAAGUGAGUGAGUGAAUAAGUGAGUGAGUGUGAGUGCGAGUUUGAGUGUGUGUGUGGGUUCAUGUAAUUUACUAACUCAUUCAAACCCCAACUUUACAACAUAGAAACUGAACAUGUAAGUUUAUCACACCUACAACUGGCACAAACAAUGCGGGACGAGGCGAAAAAAAUUGAGGACUUCAGAGAAAGACAGAAAGAGGCAAGAAAAAAGGUACAUUAGAAUAACAAUUACUUAAAUGCCAAAUAAAUGUAGGAAGUCAUACAACCUUUAAUUAAUUAUAGAUCUCAUGCAUUGCUAAUACAGUGCACUCUGCUUAAUAGUGAAUGCAGUUGUAGUGAUCAAUUGCUUAAAAUCGCUUAUAUCAACGUAUAUAGAGAGGCAAGCCAGCAACCGGAGGGUUGCCAGUUCGAAUCCCAUGUCUGACGGAAACCUGCAACCUCUGUGUCUUUCGGAGGGGUUAGGACAAAGCGGAAGUCAAAUUUCAGUUGGACCUUGUGUACAAUUGACAAAUAAAGUGAUCUUAAUCUUAAUCGUCCUGCACAGAUGUGAUAACUAUAGGGGUGCACUGUAAUUGCAAAUCAUGGAUAUAUAAUCUCUAUCUUCUUUGCUUUAAUAUAUUAUCUUUGAAACCUCUUCUUCACAGGUAGAACAACAGAUGGAUGCCCUACACAAACAGAGGGCCACACAGUUCAAGAAAGCCAUGGAGGUAAGCUGGAUAACUUUCCUACAUUGUUAGACAAACCACCAGUUAUCAUCCCUAAACGAAGUAAUCCUGAAUUGAUCAUUUGUUCUCUAAAGGCAUGUCUAGUUUCAGUCAUCAUGUUACCAAAACAUGAAGCAGUCUUGUAAUCUAAGUAAUCCUUUAUCUGAGAAGAGGGAAGUUCAUCAACAGCCAUGGGGAGUGAAGAAUGGAGGAACCUCUCAAAUAAAUGUAGAGUUUCAUUAUAUGUACUGGGGCAGUUACUGUAAAUUAGUACAUAGUACAUGAUUACAUACAUAUUAUGUAGCCUACAAAGAGCAGGUCACUGAGCAGGUCCCUUGUCUAGUAUGGUCUAUUUAGACUACAUUUGGUUUGUAAAACAAUAUGACAAUAAAGUCUGUUCCAUACACAUGUAGGAUCUUAAUUUGACCAUUGUCACAGCAAAAGAAUCCUGCAGCAACAAAAUGUUGCUUGAUCGGUGGUUAGGCUUUUAGCUGGCCAAAAGUAGGCUACAUGAAAAGUGCAAUAAUGUUAAUAUAACUGUGUGUUAGUGUGGGUUUUCAGUGAAUUUAUGUAAAACAUGAAGGUCAUCUUUAUUUCCUUGGGUGCAGGAAAAAUCUCAGCAACAGAAGAGUGAUCAAAUAAAGAUCCUACAUCUGUAUCGGGUUCUGGGAAUAACAAUAGCUAUAAAAACACAUUAUCCUUCUGUUUUCCUUAUUAUUCCCAUAUAUCCUGCAGGGCUACAGGGCAAAGGUUAUGUUUUGUGGAGUUCCACUCAGAGAGAGCUGGAGUCAGUCCUGGGCCCAUAUUCACAGAGUAGGAGUGCUGAUAUAUGAUCAGUUUUACCUUUUAGAUUAUGAUGAAUUGUAUUUGUCACAUGCGUCAAAUACAAUAGGUGUAGACCUUACAGUGAAAUGCUUACUUACGAGCCCUUAACCAACGAGCCCUUAACCAACAAAGAUUUGCAGAAUAAACUAAAGGAAAAAUAGAACCAUAAUAAAAAUAACGAGGCUAUAUGCAAAGGGUAUGGGUACCGAGUCAAUGUGCAGGGGUACGGGGUAGUCGAGGUAAUUGAGGUAAUAUGUACAUGUAGGUAGGGGUGAAGUGAAUAUGCAUAGAUAAUAAACAGAGAGUAGCAGCAGCGGUUGUGAAGAGUGUGAAGGAAUGUGAAUGUAUGUGUGUAUGUGUGUGUGGCGUCAAUAUGCAUGUGUGUGUGUGGUUUGUGAGUGUGUCUGUGUGUGUGUAUGUGUGUGUGUUGGAGUGUCAGUGCAGUAUGUGAGGGUGUGUGGUUAGAGUCCAGUGACUGUACAUCAAGCCUGUGCAAGAGAGUCAGUGCAAAAAAUAAUAAUAGAUAAUAAUAAAAUGCAAAUAGUCCAGGUAGCCAUUUGAUUAACUGUUCAGCAGUCUUAUGGCUGUUAAGAAGCCCUUUGGACCUAGACUUGGCGCUCCUGUACCGCUUGCUGUGUGGUAGCAGAGAGAACAGUCUAUGACUAGGGUGGCUGGAGUCUUUGACAAUUUUUAGGGCCUUCCUCUGACACCGCCUGGUAUGGAGGUCCUGGAUGGCAGGAAGCUUGGCCCCAGUGAUGUACUGGGCAGUACGCAUUAUGGUGUUGAGUACCUUGCGAUCGGAGGCCGAGCAGUUGCCAUACCAGGCGGUGAUGCAACCAGUCAGGAUGCUCUGAUGGUGCAGCUGUAGAACGUUUUGAGGAUCUGAGGACUCAUGCCAAAUCUUUUCAGGCUCCUGAGGGGGAAUAGGCUUUGUCGUGCCCUCUUCACGACUGUCUUGGUGUGUUUGGACCAUGAUAGUUUGUUGGUGAUGUGGACCCCAAGGAACUUGAAGUUCUCAACCUGUUCCACUACAGCCCCGUCGAUGAGAAUGAGGGCUUGCUCAGUCCUCUUUUUUUUCCUGUAGUCCACAAUCAUUUCCUUUGUCUUGAUCACGUUGAGGUAGAGGUUGUUAUCCUGGCACCACACAGCCAGGUUUCUGACCUCCUCCCUAUAGGCUGUCUCAUCGUUGUAGGUGAUCUGGCCUACCACUGUUCUGUUGUCGGCAAACUUAAUGAUGGUGUUGGAGUCGUGCCUGGCCAUGCAGUCAUGGGUGAACAGGGAGAACAGGAGGGGACUGAGCAUGCACCCCUGAGGGGCCCCCGUGUUGAGGAUCAGCGUGGCAGAUGUGUUGUUACCGACCCUUACCACCUGGGGGCGGCCUGUCAGUAAGUCCAGGAUCCAGUUGCAGAGGGAGGUGUUUAGCCCCAGGGUCCUUAGCUUAGUGAUGAGCUUAAAGGGCACUAUGGUGUUGAACGCUGAGCUGUUGUCAAUGAAUAACAUUCUCACGUAGGUGUUCCUCUUGUCCAGGUGGGAAAGGGCAGUGUGGAGUGCAAUAGAGAUUGCAUCAUCUGUGGAUCUGUUGGGGCGGUAUGCAAAUUGGAGUGGGUCUAGGGUUUCUGGGAAAAUGGUGUUGAUGUGAGCCAUGACCAGCCUUUCAAAGUACUUCAUGGCUACAGACGUGAGUGCUACGGGUCGGUAGUCAUUCUUGGGCACAGGGACUAUGGUGGUCUGCUUGAAACAUGUUGGUAUUACAGACUCAGUCAGGGACAUGUUGAAAAUGUCAGUGAAGACACUUGUCAGUUGGUCAGCGCAUGUUCGGAGUACACGUCCUGGUUAUCCGUCUGGCACUGCGGCCUUGUGAAUGUUGACCUACUUAAAAGUCUUACUCACAUCGGCUACAGAGAGCGUGAUCACAUAGUCAUCCGGAACAGCUGACGCUCUCAUGCAUGCUUCAGUGUUUCUUGCCUCGAAGCAAGCAUAGAAGUGAUUUAGCUCGUCUGGUAGGCCUGUGCUUCCCUUUGUAGUCUGUAAUAGUUUUCGAGCCCUGCCACAUCCGACGAGCGUCGGAGCCGGUGUAGUACGAUUCAAUCUUAGUCCUGUAUUGACUCUUUGCCUGUUUGAUGGUUAGUCGGAGGGCAUAGCGGGAUUUCUUAUAAGCGUCCGGGUUAGAGUCCCGCUCCUUGAAAGCGGCAGCUCUACCCUUUAGCUCAGUGCGGAUGUUGCUUGUAAUCCAUGGCUUCUGGUUGGGAUAUGUACGUACGGUCACUGUGGGGACGACGUCAUCGAUGCACUUAUUGAAGAAGCCAGUGACUGAUGUGGUGUACUCCUCAAUGCUGUCGGAAGAAUCCCGGAACAUAUUCCAGUCUGUGCUAGCAAAACAGUCCUGUAGCUUAGCAUCUGCGUCAUCUGACCACUUCCUUAUUAACCGAGUCACUGGUGCUUCCUGCUUUAGUUUUUGCUUAUAAGCAGGAAUCAGGAGGAUAGAGUUAUGGUCAGAUUUGCCAAAUGGAGGGUGAGGGAGAGCUUUGAACGCGUCUCUGUGUGUGGAGUAAAGGUGGUAUAGAGUUUUUUUUUCUCUGGUUGCACAUUUAACAUGCUGGUAGAAAUGAGGUAGAACGGAUUUAAGUUUCCCUGCAUUAAAGUCCCCGGCCACUAGGAGCGCUGCCUCUGGAUGAGUGUUUUCCUGUUUACUUAUGGCCUUAUACAGCUCAUUGAGUGCAAUCUUAGUGCCAGCAUCAGUUUGUGGUGGUAAAUAGACAGCUACGAAAAAGAUGAAAACUCUCUUGGUAAAUAGUGUGGUCUACAGCUUAUCAUGAGAUACUCUACCUCAGGCGAGCAAAACCUCGAGACUUCCUUAGUAUUAGAUUUUAUGGACCAGCUGUUGUUUACAAAUAUACACAGUCCGCCACCCCUUGUCUUACCGGAGUCAGCCGUUCUAUCCUGCCGAUGUAGUGUAUAUCCCGCCAGCUGUAUGUUAUCCAUGUCGUCGUUCAGCUUCGACUCUGUGAAACAUAAGAUAUUACACUUUUUAAUGUCCCGUUGGUAGGAUAACCUUAAUCUUAGGUCGUCCAAUUUAUUUUCAAAUGAUUGAACAUUGGCUAAUAGUAUUGAUGGAAGAGGCAGUUUACUCGCUCGCCGUCGGAUCCUUACAAGGCACCCCGACCUACGUCCACGAUAUCUCUGUCUCUUUCUCAUGCGAAUGACGGGGAUUUGGGCCUUGUCGGGUGUCUGUAGAAUAUCUCACCAACCCCACUCCAUGUCACUAACCCCCCACCCCCACCAACCACCCUCCUUGUCACCAACCCCCCCACUAACCCCCCCACCUGUCACUAACCCCCCCACCAACCCCCCUCCCUGUCACUAACGGUCAUUCCAUGUCAUUAACCACAGUCAAAGAAGACAUACGAGCAGAAGUGUCGAGACAAAGAGGAAGCAGAACAGAACAUGAACCGUAAUGCUAGCACCAGCAAUGCCAAGCAGCAGGAAAAGGUAGGUAUUCUGAGAGACUGCGGGGGGGAUGGUAUAGUGUUAGUGUUGCUGGCCCCGGACCACACAUUACCCCUGGAAUCAUGGGUUCAAACCCAGACUGCAACACUUUCCAUUUCCUCCAUCUCCUUUAUCUCCUCAUCAAUCACUUAUUCACUGUAUUUGUCAAUUAAAAAAUAAAUAAAAAUAAAAUAAAAAAUAAACCGAAAGCACUAGUGUUUAAAGGAAAUAGCAGGCCUAUUUUGACCACAGGAAUCAGACCACAAGAAUUAGGCCUACACUGACCACAGGAAUCAGACCACAAGAAUUAGGCCUACACUAACCACAGGAAUCAGACCACAAGAAUUAAGCCUACACUGACCACAGGAAUCAGACCUACACUGACACCAGGAAUCAGACCACAAGAAUUAGGACUACACUGACCACAGGAAGAACAAGGCUAUCUAGUUUAUGAAGAGGACAUUUACCAAUCAGACAUGUGCUUUCACUCCGGUAUGCAGCAUUGCAUUGAAAGUAAUACUUGAACACAAGAAAGAGUUGAAUAAAGUACAGAAUCAAUGAUUUUCUUCUUCAUCAUCUUUCAGCUAUUGACAAAAACACUGCAAGCAAAGCAGAAUGCAGAAGAAGCUGGUAAGAAUGACAACAUAUUCUCCUUUGGUCUCUUAGCAACCAUCAACAGGGAAAACAGCAAUAUAGUCUAAAGAGAAUCUAAAAUGUGCCGCUAUAGUAUGGUCUCCCAAGAUGAAAUCUCUGAUUUUAAUCCCAGACAGGCUAUACAUGCAGAAUGUGUCUGUGCUGGGAAAAACCAGGGAGGACUGGCUGAACGAACACAUUAAAGCAUGUGAGGUAAGGGCCAGAAAGCAUGAUGAUACAGUGGGGAAAAAAGGAUUUAGUCAGCCACCAAUUGUGCAAGUUCUCCCACUUAAAAAGAUGAGAGAGGCCUGUAAUUUUCAUCAUAGGUACACGUCAACUAUGACAGACAAAUUGAGAAUUUUUUUCUCCAGAAAAUCACAUUGUAGGAUUUUUAAUGAAUUUAUUUGCAAAUUAUGGUGGAAAAUAAGUAUUUGGUCACCUACAAACAAGCAAGAUUUCUGGCUCUCACAGACCUGUAACUUCUUCUUUAAGAGGCUCCUCUGUCCUCCACUCGUUACCUGUAUUAAUGGCACCUGUUUGAACUUAUUAUCAGUAUAAAAGACACCUGUCCACAACCUCAAACAGUCACACUCCAAACUCCACUAUGGCCAAGACCAAAGAGCUGUCAAAGGACACCAGAAACAAAAUUGUAGACCUGCACCAGGCUGGGAAGACUGAAUCUGCAAUAGGUAAGCAGCUUGGUUUGAAGAAAUCAACUGUGGGAGCAAUUAUUAGGAAAUGGAAGACAUACAAGACCACUGAUAAUCUCCCUCGAUCUGGGGCUCCACGCAAGAUCUCACCCCGUGGGGUCAAAAUGAUCACAUGAACGGUGAGCAAAAAUCCCAGAACCACACGGGGGGACCUAGUGAAUGACCUGCAGAGAGCUGGGACCAAAGUAACAAAGCCUACCAUCAGUAACACACUACGCCGCCAGGGACUCAAAUCCUGCAGUGCCAGACGUGUCCCCCUGCUUAAGCCAGUACAUGUCCAGGCCCGUCUGAAGUUUGCUAGAGUGCAUUUGGAUGAUCCAGAAGAGGAUUGGGAGAAUGUCAUAUGGUCAGAUGAAACCAAAAUAUAACUUUUUGGUAAAAACUCAACUCGUCGUGUUUGGAGGACAAAGAAUGCUGAGUUGCAUCCAAAUAACACCAUACCUACUGUGAAGCAUGGGGGUGGAAACAUCAUGCUUUGGGGCUGUUUUUCUGCAAAGGGACCAGGACGACUGAUCCGUGUAAAGGAAAGAAUGAAUGGGGCCAUGUAUCGUGAGAUUUUGAGUGAAAACCUCCUUCCAUCAGCAAGGGCAUUGAAGAUGAAACGUGGCUGGGUCUUUCAGCAUGACAAUGAUCCCAAACACACCGCCCGGGCAACGAAGGAGGGGCUUCGUAAGAAGCAUUUCAAGGUCCUGGAGUGGCCUAUGAGGAAAAUUACACGCCUCUCUCAUCUUUUUAAGUGGGAAAACUUGCACAAUUGGUGGCUGACUAAAUACUUUUCCCCCCACUGUAUUUAGUUUCUUUGUUAGUUACAUACUGUAUUACUGGUGUAAUACUUUGACUACAUCCAGGUAUUUGUUUGUCAGCUAUAUGUUGUAGUAUUGGUAUAUAUCAUUUACAUCCAGUUAUUUGUUUGUCAGCUAUAUGUUGUAGUAGUUUUUAUUAUUUAUUUAUUUAUUUUGUAUUUGUUUAACUUUAUUUUAUUUUUUAAUUUUUUUGGGGGGGUAGAUCAGCUUUAAUAUUGCAGAUAUAUUGUAACUUCCAUCAAUGUAAUUGUCUGCAUCACUUCCAUUCCCCCAUUGUACUCCUGAGUGGCGCAGUGGUCUAAGGCACUGCAUCGCAGUGCUAACUGUGCCACUAGAGAUCCUGGUUCGAAUCCAGGCUCUGUUGCAGCCGGCCGCGACCGGGAGAUUCAUGGGCGGCGCACAAUUGGCCCAGUGUCGUCCAGGGUAAGGGAGGGAAUGGCCGGCAGGGAUGUAGCUCAGUUGAUAGAGCAUGGCGUUUGCAACGCCAGGGUUGUGGGUUCGUUUCCCACGGGGGGCCAGUAUAAAAAUAUAUAUAUAUAUAUGUAUUCACUAACUGUAAGUCGCUCUGGAUAAGAGCGUCUGCUAAAAUGACUAAAAUGUAAAAAAAAAAAAAAAAGUUUUUUCCCCUCACAAAUAUAGUUGAAGUCGGAAGUUUACAUACACUUAGGUUGGAGUCAUUGAAACUCAUUUUUCAAUCACUCCACAAGUUUCUUGUUAACAAACUAUAGUUUUGGCAAGUCGGUUAGGACAUCUACUUUGUGCAUGACACAAGUAAUUUUCCAACAAUUGUUUACAGACAGAUUAUUUCACUUAUAAUUCACUGUAUCACAAUUCCAGUGGGUCAGAAGUUUACAUACACUAAGUUGACUGUGCCUUUAAACAGCUUGGAAAAUUCCAGAAAAUGAUGUCAUGGCUUUAGAAGUUUCUGAUAGGCUAAUUGACAUCAUUUGAGUCAAUUGGAGGUGUACCUGUGGAUGUAUUUCAAGGCCUACCUUCAAACUCAGUGCCUCUUUGCUUGUCAUCAUGGGAAAAUCAAAAGAAAGCGAAGACCUCAGAAAAAAAUGGGAGACCUCUACAAGUCUGGUUCAUUCUUGGGAGCAAUUUCCAAAUGCCUGAAGGUACCACGUUCAUCUGUACAAACAAUAGUAUGCAAGUAUAAACACCAUGGGACCACGCAGCCGUCAUACCGCUCAGGAAGGAGACGCGUUCUGUCUCCUAGAGAUGAACGUACUUUGGUGCGAAAAGUGCAAAUCAAUCCCAGAACAACAGCAAAGGACCUUGUGAAGAUGCUGGAGGAAACAGAUUUAUAUCCACAGUAAAACGAGUCCUAUAUCGACAUAACCUGAAAGGCCGCUCAGCAAGGAAGAAGCCACUGCUCCAAAACCGCCAUAAAAAAGCCAGACUACGGUUUACAACUGCACAUGGGGACAAAGAUCGUACUUUUUGGAGAAAUGUCCUCUGGUCUGAUGAAACAAAAAUAGAACUGUAUGGCCAUAAUGACCAUCGUUAUGUUUGGAGGAAAAACUGCUUGCAAGCAGAAGAACACCAUCCCAACCAUGAAGGACGGGGGUGGCAGCAUCAUGCUGUGGGGGUGCUUUGCUGCAGGAGGAACUGGUGCACUUCACAAAAUAGAUGGCAUCAUGAGGAAGGAAAAUUAUGUGGAUAUAUUGAAGCAACAUCUCAAGACAUCAGUCAGGAAGUUAAAGCUUGGUCGCAAAUGGGUCUUCCAAAUGGACAAUGACCCCAAGGAUACUUCCAAAGUUGUGGCAAAAUGGCUUAAGGACAACAAAGUCAAGGUAUUGGAGUGGCCAUCACAAAGCCCUGACCUCAAUCCUAUAGAAAAGUUGUGGGCAGAACUGAAAAAGCAUGUGCGAGCAAGGAGGCCUACAAACCUGACUCAGUUACACCAGCUCUGUCAGGAGGAAUGGGCCAAAAUUCACCCAACUUAUUGUGGGAAGCUUGUGGAAGGCUACCCGAAACGUUUGACCCAAGUUAAACAAUUGAAAGGCAAUGCUACCAAAUACUAAUUGAGUGUAUGUAAACUUCUGACCCACUGGGAGUGUGAUGAAAGAAAUAAAAGCUGAAAUAAAUCGUUCUCUCUACUAUUAUUCUGACAUUUCACAUUCUUAAAAUAAAGUGGUGAUCCUAAUUGACCUAAGACAGGGAAUUUUUACUAGGAUUAAAUGUGAAAAGGAGUUUAAAUGUAUUUGGCUAAGGUGUAUGUAAACUUCCGACUUCAACUGUACAUACAUACACAUACAUACAUAAAUACAUAUAUGUACAUACAUAUCCUUUAAAAAAAAUAUAUUUCCCUUUAUUACUUCAAACCCCACCACCCCUUCCCUAAUUGGAGUAAACUAGUGAACAUCAACGCUUAGGCCUCUACUUCCAGCUUAUACAUACUAUAAACAUUUUAUGGACACAGUCAAUUUUACAAUAAUUAUAUAUUUUGUUUGUUUUUACUCCUGAACUUCCUCUACCCUCAACCUCUCCGAUCAUUUUCAUGAUGUCCAUCCGGUUUGCUUCUAUAUGCCAUAUCUUUCUAACUGUGCUCUUUCACAAAAGCUCUCAACCUAUAUACUUAUUAUGGACACAGUAUGCUUUACAUUAGUUAUCUUGUUGUUAUUAGUUCUUGUUAGUUGUUAUUAGUCCCAUCCUUCAGCUCCAAUCAAUAUCUCCCAUCUAUCUCUUAACACCAUCCAUAUAGGAUUUCUAUUUGCCAUAUAUUUUCAACUGUACUGUGAUGUUUCACAAAAGUUCUGAACCCUUCUAUUCUCAUUGUUUCUACAGAUUGUAAAUUGAAAAUAUUUUUUUUUGCAAAAAGUAUUAUUAUAUUAUUGAUCGAUUGACUAUGACUUUUCAGAUGUGUUGUAGGAUUGGUAUAUAUAAUUUACAUCCAGUUAUUUGUUUGUCAGCUAUAGGUUGUAUUACUGGUAUAUAUAAUACAGUGCUCUGUUACAUCCAGAUAUUUGAGAAGCAGGAAGUGGAGAGGAUCAGUACUCUAAGGAACAUGGUGUGGACUCACAUCAACCAGCUCUCCCAGCAGUGUGUCACCAGCGAUGAGGUAAAGUCACACUUUAAAUGCUUUAUUUUCUAGUGCAAUCUGUAAUAGUUACUUACUGGUAUUAUAUUUGUAUUGAUGAUACCCAUUGAUUCUCUAAGAAUAUAGCAAAUUAAGGAUUGUGGCUGUAAGUGACCUUCCGUAUUGCUUGUGUUUCUAACUUGUCCGUCUGUGUGUUUCUGUGUGUGUCUGUGUGUGUCUAUGGGUUCAGCUUUAUGAAGAAGUGAGGAAAUCUCUUGAACAGUGUGACAUACAGGAGGAUAUAGAACACUUUGUGAACCUCAGACGGACUGGGGACAAACCACCUGGUACAGUUCUCACUCUUCACAUAUCACCUUUGACAACAGGCACAUACAAUACAUUAUAGGUAAUCUAAGGACCACAAUGAAAAUCAGACUGACUUUUUUGUGUCAUCCUUGAUGGCAAAAUUGUGGUGUGUCCGGGUCCCCCUCCCUGACAGUCUAGUUGUGUAUUGUAGUUGUACUGUCCUCACUCCCUGGCCUGUUCUGUCCUCACCCCUUGGCCUGCUCUGUCCUCACCCCUCACCCCUUGGCCUGCUCUGUCCUCACCCCUCACCCCUUGGCCUGCUCUGUCCUCACCCCUGCUCUGUCCUCACCCCUUGGCCUGCUCUGUCCUCACCCCUCACCCCUUGGCCUGCUCUGUCCUCACCCCUGCUCUGUCCUCACCCCUUGGCCUGCUCUGUCCUUACCCCUCACCCCUUGGCCUGCUCUGUCCUCACCCCUCACCCCUUGGCCUGCUCUGUCCUCACCCCUGCUCUGUCCUCACCCCUUGGCCUGCUCUGUCCUCACCCCUCAUACCCUGGCCUGCUCUGUCCUCACCCCUCACCCCCUGGCCUGCUCUGUCUUCACCCCCUGGCCUUCUCUGUCCUCACCCGUCACCCCCAGGCCUGCUCUGUCCUCACCCCUGGCCUUUUCUGUCCUCACCCCUCAUCCCCUGGCCUGCUCUGUCCUCACCCCUCAUCCCCUGGCCUGCUCUGUCCUCACCCCUCAUCCCCUGGCCUGCUCUGUCCUCACCCCUCAUCCCCUGGCCUGCUCUGUCCUCACCCCUCACCCCCUGGCCUGCUCUGUCUUCACCCCCUGGCCUUCUCUGUCCUCACCCGUCACCCCCAGGCCUGCUCUGUCCUCAUCCUCUGGCCUUCUCUGUCCUCACCCCUCAUCCCCUGGCCUGCUCUGUCCUCACCCCUCAUCCCCUGGCCUGCUCUGUCCUCACCCCUCAUCCCCUGGCCUGCUCUGUCCUCACCCCUCAUCCCCUGGCCUGCUCUAUCCUCACCCCUCAUCCCCUGGCCUGCUCUGUCCUCACCUCUCACCCCCUGGCCUGCUCUGUCCUCACCCCUGGCCUUCUCUGUCCUCACCCGUCACCCCCAGGCCUGCUCUGUCCUCACCCCUGGCCUGCUCUGUCCUCACCCCUCUCCCUGGCCUGCUCUGUCCUCACCCCUGGCCUGCUCUGUCCUCACCCCUCUCCCUGGCCUGCUCUGUCCUCACCCCUCACCCCCUGGCCUGCUCUGUCCUCACCCCUCUCAAUGGCCUGCUCUGUCCUCACCCCUCACCCCCUGGCCUGCUCUGUCCUCACCCCUCUCCCUGGCCUGUUCUGUCCUCAUCCCCUGGCCUGCUCUGUCCUCACCCCUCCCCCUGGCCUGCUCUGUCCUCACCCCUCCCCCUGGCCUGUUCUGUCCUCAUCCCCUGGCCUGCUCUGUCCUCACCCCUCUCCCUGGCCUGCUCUGUCCUCACCCCUCUCCCUGGCCUGCUCUGUCCUCACCCCUCCCCCUGGCCUGCUCUGUCCUCACCCCUCCCCCUGGCCUGUUCUGUCCUCAUCCCCUGGCCUGCUCUGUCCUCACUCCUCAGCUCCUGUUCUGUAUGAGAACUUCUACAGCAGUCAGAGGGUCUCCGUAGCACCAUCAUUCUCCCGAACGGCUCCUCCUAUCACCAGGUGAGAGAGGUUUUAUCAAUAAAAUGAUUUUUCAAGCAAACCAAGAGUAGCUGAAAAUCGUUUCACCUUGAGAGAGGAACAACCCACACAGCAGAUGAGGGUCUUCCCCUUGCCACAAAAAUGUUUCUCAUCAUGUCGAUUUCUAUUUUGUGAAAAUCAGGAGGGGACCAUUGCCUAAUCCAACCAAUACCGAAGGUACAUGUUCAGAAAUUACAGAGAUAUAUAGAUAGAUAUUAUGACAGUUGUCAGAUAUUAUCCAUCAUUGAAUAAAUUGAUAAACUGUUAUUUUAUAUCCUUUUAAUGACAAGUCACUGUUUGUCUGUUUAUUUGUGCUUUGACUUCCUCUGCUGUAGGUGACGUGAUCUACUCAACUGUAGAUCCAGGCUACAGUGCUCAACGAUUCUAGCACACAUAUUCAGAGGUAAGUACAUAAUUAUUCAGUAUUUCAGCUUUAGUCAAAUUGACCGUUGUUAUCACAAUAAGUUUGAGACACCUAAAACCAUGGCUUUAUUUGUUUCCAGUUUUCGAUGGAUAUUGACUGCCUGGUGGAUUUACACAGAAGGCUGAGUGUGGAUUCCUUCAUUGAUGGAUAUAAAGAGUUGUAAUUCAACAGUGACACCUAACAAACCAACUAGCGAAAUAUCAGCAAUGCUGACGUUAAUUUGAGUACGUGUCGCCAUUGUGGUUUUAUAGCUGUGUUAUAAACAGUAAGAUGACGUGUC